Messenger RNA from Penicillium cinerascens, 1803 nucleotides. RefSeq lists its product as uncharacterized. Gene Ontology annotation, molecular function: sequence-specific DNA binding; phosphorelay response regulator activity; DNA-binding transcription factor activity. Gene Ontology annotation, biological process: regulation of DNA-templated transcription; phosphorelay signal transduction system. The transcript is spliced from 8 exons. NCBI's taxonomy places the organism in Eukaryota, Fungi, Ascomycota, Eurotiomycetes, Eurotiales, Aspergillaceae. Bases 1 to 1803 code for a protein of 600 amino acids. The record is from RefSeq and is a predicted model, not a curated record.
AUGGAGGCUGGCCAGACCUCCUCGAAUCCCCCCGCUGGGAACUCCAGCGAUUUUGUACGCAAGUUGUACAAAAUGUUGGAGGAUCCCUCCUACGCGUCCAUAGUUCGCUGGGGUGAUGAAGGGGAUAGCUUCGUGGUUCUCGAGUGCGAGAAGUUCACCAAGACCAUCCUGCCCAAGCAUUUCAAGCAUAGCAACUUCGCCAGUUUCGUGCGCCAACUGAACAAAUACGAUUUCCACAAAGUCCGUCAAAAUAACGAGGAGAACGGCCAGUCGCCGUACGGACAGAAUGCCUGGGAAUUCAAACACCCCGAGUUCCGUGCAAACAGCAAGGAGUCCUUGGAUAACAUCCGCCGAAAGGCUCCUGCGCCUCGCAAACAGACCCAGAGCAACGACGAGUCUGUUCCCACCCAGCAGAUCGACUUGCUCAACCAGCAGAUUGUCGCGCAGCAACAGCAGAUCCAGCACCUCUCAGACCGCUAUGCGCAACUCACGGUGGACCACCAGCUCAUGUUACAGGAGAUGAUGAGGGUGCAAAAGACGGUGUUGAACCACGAGAAUGUGAUCCAGCAGAUGAUGCAACAUUUGCUCUCGACGGACGCACGCCAGCGGCGAGACAGCAAGGCUGCUGUUGCCUUCCAAGGUCCGGCCGGCUCGACCAUAAGCCCCUCCCAGGUUGUUCAAUCUCGGGGGGUGGAUCCCAACGAUCCUCAAAAGGCCGGGGUUGUGCCAGUAGCCACCCCUGCGAUGGAUCCGACUGCUCGGAAUGGGGCGGUGCGUCCGGCAACAACGGUACCUCCCAACCCAGCGCUGGUCUACCAGAAAAUGGGUGGCGAUUUGGAACAGGUGGUCUACCCCGUGGGUGCCACCAACGGCAUCGACCCCAUGUAUAGCGAACAUGUCAACAAUGUGCCGUACCCCAUGCCUACCAAGACAGAGGUCGAGACCCCUGACGCGCGCCGACAAUACCCGGACAAUCGGAAGAAGACCUCCAAUGUUGACCCCGGCUGGAUGCGUAGCCCGCAAAUCUUGUUGGUCGAAGACGAUGCUACCUGCCGACAGAUUGGCGGCAAAUUUUUAUACUCGUUCAAUUGUGUUAUUGACACAGCGUUUGAUGGCUUGGAAGCAGUGAACAAGAUUCAGGGUGGUUCCAAGUACGAUCUGAUCCUGAUGGAUAUCAUAAUGCCGAACUUGGACGGUGUGUCGGCCUGUCAUCUCAUCCGCCAAUUCGACCGAACUCCCAUCAUUGCCAUGACCUCCAAUAUUCGAAGUGACGAUAUCCAACUGUACUUCCAACACGGCAUGGAUGACGUUCUUCCGAAGCCGUUUACUCGCAAGAGUCUUCUCGACAUGCUCGAGAAGCAUCUGGUGCAUCUCAAGACCAUGCAGCAAGGCAUCGAGGCCCCGCCAUCCGCAGCCGCGGUCACCAUGGCCCAAACAUCAGCUAGCCAAUCGAUCAAGGAAGACAGCUCCCCCGGUCAGUCUCCGGCCGGGUCCAUGACCAACUGGCAAUCACCUGGUCAAUUUCAGGGCAUGCAGGCUGUUCCACCGACAAUGCCCGCGGUCCCGGGACAGUAUGUUCCAGCAACAGCCACGCCGGCCGCAUACGCCGUUGAUCAGAACGGCGUUCAAUUCCCAGCACCCGCCGUUGCCGUCCCUUCAACGGGAGGCCCAGCUCGCCCACCUCAUCGGCGGCAAAUGUCAGACAUGGCAGGUGCCGCGGAUAACCCGAACAUGGCCAAACGACAACGGAUGUAUCCCCAGCCACAACCUAUGAUGGCGGUCCAAGCUGGGCGGCCCGGCUAA